AUGGUGACGAAUAAGCUAACCAGAAAAACAGAGAUUGUUGCCCAGACCUCUCCCGACCUUAGCGGCCUGGACGACUGCAACUCGUAUCUGCUCCAGACAGCGACGGUAUCAACAUGGAACAGCGCCACAGUGACAAUUCUGGCGCCGCCUGUGACUUCUACGCACUACGAGACUGAUAUGGUCUUGGUGUCUGGCACAAACUACGUGGAUAUUUACGUCACGCUUACCUCCUAUGACACAACUAUUCCGGUCACCACGGAAUGGGACUCGUGGACGUCGUGGAAGACCGACACAGAAAUUGACUAUCUGGCCACGUCGACUAUCACCACAACGGUCACCGAGUCCUCUUUACCGUCUCUGUCGAGCAGCGCCGCUGUAUACAAGCGCAAUGUCCGGCGGUCGGCCAAGACCAUCCCUGUAUACGCUUCUGCCUGCACUGCCACAAAAGAGUACAGCAGUCUGUGCCUCUGUGCUGGUGCCACUUUGGCCACGACGACGGUGACGCCAGCCGCGAGCACAAUCACGCAAACAAAGACCCCCACGGUAACGCAGACAGUGCACUCGGUCGUAGAGUCGACGGAUACUACCUUACAAACGAGGGUCUGGACGGUAACGGAGGUUUGGGUUGAUGCCUCUUACCGACCAACGAUGACGACGACCUACUGGGUUUCAACGGUGGACGUCACAACAUUCGUGUCAACGACAGCCGUCAGCAGCACGGAGACGCUGACUAUAACGGUUACUAUAUUAGAAUGA
Molecule: messenger RNA, 756 nt
Organism: Grosmannia clavigera kw1407
Lineage: Eukaryota; Fungi; Ascomycota; Sordariomycetes; Ophiostomatales; Ophiostomataceae
Exons: 1
Coding region: 1-756 (251 amino acids)
Source: RefSeq, a predicted model, not a curated record